AGGACCUCGCGCACACCCGCGCGGGCGAGUGGGCGCUGUCGGCCUUCUUCCCGCCCGAGCUGCGGGGCCUCUUCGUCGACUGCCUCGGCGUGCGCGAGGUCGUGAGCAGGGAGACGCUCUUCGAGGGCCACCGCCAGGAGGGGCGGCACCGCCGCGCGCGGGAUGACCGCGCCGCGGCCCCCGCGGCGGGCUUCCACAGGGAGCGGUCGGUCAACGAGAGCGGCCUGCCCGACGACCUCCUCGCGGGCUGCCCGUGGGAGGGCCGCGCAGGCCGCGGCGGCAGGGGCGUGAGCCUGCAGGACGGGG
Molecule: messenger RNA, 306 nt
Organism: Prorocentrum cordatum
Lineage: Eukaryota; Dinophyceae; Prorocentrales; Prorocentraceae
Source: the annotation of a GenBank genome assembly